AGGCCUCUCGACUCCAACAAAGCCACACCUCUUAUUAGUGCCCCUCCCUUUGGAGGCCAUUUUCUUUCAAACCAUUACAGGAAUAAUUCACCUCGACCUCAAGGUGUAAUUUCUGCUUUUCACUGUUUGGGAGUCAAGUUUUAAUACAACCAUCUUUAACAAGAGGAGCACAACGGCCCACAAAUUGCUUAAGGACAACACAUAUGUGACCUCUGAGGACACAUGUGACAUAUGUGACCUCUGAGGACAGCCGUCCGUGCUCACCUCUCAUCCCUAAGCCUGAACGGUGUGCAUCCUAUAAACAUCCCUGUCAGUUCAUUCACAAAGGAAAUUCUUGAAGAGAAACGAGUAACCACUUCAUAAAAUUUUACUUAAUUUUUGAACUGCUUUAUUAAAUUUUCAAGACGAUUGAGCAAUGUAACUUCAAAACCACAAAAUACACGUGUAGACACACUCACACAAUAAAUUCUCUCUCACACACACAUUCUCUUGCAGUCCCGGACUUUGGACCUAGGAUCUACUACAUGCUAGAGAGAUGCUUUAUUUCUAAGACACACUCCCACUCUUUUCAGUGUGGUUUUUAUUUUGAGACAGGGUCUCCCAUCUGGGAACUUAUUCUACAGCCCAUGCGUGCUUUGAACUUAGACCCUCUUUCCCUUCUAGCCCAUGGUGGCCUCAAUCUCAUGGCAAUCCUCCCUUCUGCCUCAGCUGCCUUAAUUCUGGGCAUAUUUUCCACAAAGCCCAAUUGUAGGCACUCUUAUCUCCAGACGUGCCCCAUGGAUACGCUCUGAGAAGAACACUUCUCUAACACACCAGCAGCCGCAUCUACCAGCCCAGCCACUUUAAGGGACUGUAAAUUGUCAUUCCAGCUUUAUAAUUUUAUAGAUAAUUAAGGGGCAGGCACUAUGCCUAUUCAAUUGGGUAGAUAAGACAGAGAGAGUAGGCCCCUGGUGGUGUUUAAUUCGCGAAAGGAGAGGCAAACUCCGUUGAAAAACACCCUUGAGGUUGGUUGAUUUGGCUACAGAGAUGCCCUUGGUGAGACGUAUAUGAUGGCGUUUGAGCAGUUCCUCUUACGAUUCAGGGGAAGUAGCGCCUGUCACAUGCUCUGUGGAGCGUUUAUUAGGCUGUGCUCCCUUCAAGAAGGCCUCACUCUGGAGUUUUGAGAUAAUUCUAGGAACACCGUCUGAUUCUACAGUGAGAUGACUAAGAUCCCUGUGUUACUUCUGUCAUAUAUAUAAAGUAUUACGGUAAGACUUCGGGCCUGAAUAAUUGAUUUUAAUCGCCAGUUAGAAGCCACACAUAUAGAAGAUCCCUCUGAAGACAUUGGAUAUAUUUUCUACCAAAAAUUACUUUUGAAUUUUCAAAGAAAAGAGAAAGUUUUCUUCUUCUUCAUGAUUUUGAUUGAUAAUCAAGGGCUUUUCGCACUAGUUCUGGCAUGCAGGAACAUUUAUCAAUAAAAGGUAAAAAGUCAGGUGGAAUCCAAGUCCCCGUGGGCCAUCUGGUGUCACAACCUGAGUGAUUCUGCAGUGAGCACACAUGAAAGUUUCUACUUUUGGGGGGAAAAGAAACACAAACGCCCCUCCACCAGGGGCGGGGGAGGUGCCUGGGAAUGCACCAAUCACAGCGCGCCCUGCUCUAUAUAAGCCCCCCCCCCGCCCUACCCCCUCCUGCGCUGUUGGUGGUCUUUUACUUUUUCUUACUGGGUUAGUUAUUGACUAAUUCUUGAUUAUGUCGGAAACGGCUCCUGCUGCUUCAAGUAGCCUUGUCCCAAUUCCUGCCGAGAAACCUCCAUCUAAGAGGCGAAGGAAGAAGCCUGGCCUGGCCGCUGCUCGCAAACCCCGGGGUUUCUCGGUUUCCAAGUUGAUUCCCGAGGCCCUUUCGACGUCUCAGGAACGGACCGGAAUGUCCCUUGCUGCCCUGAAGAAAGCCCUGGCUGCGGCUGGCUAUGACGUGGAGAAGAACAACAGCCGGAUCAAGCUGGCCCUCAAGAGACUUGUGAAUAAGGGGGUCCUGGUGCAGACCAAGGGCACCGGCGCCUCUGGCUCCUUCAAGCUCAGCAAGAAGGCUGCUCCUGAGGUCAAGGGUAAGGUCAAGAAAUCUGCUUCUGCCAAGGCGAAGAAGCUGGGCUUGUCCAGGGUCUCGAGAUCCCCCAAGAGCAAUAAGACCAAGGUUGUCAAGAAGCCGAAGGCCACGCCCACAAAAGCAUCCCCCGGCCGACCAAAGACCAAAGGCACCAAGGGUGUGCAGCAGCGGAAAAGCCCUGCCAAAGCGAGGGCAGCCAACCCUAAUGGUAGCAAGCCAAAGAUGGGCCUGCAGAAGACCGACCUGAGGAAGGCAGCAGCGAAGUGAGCUUCAAAGUCAGUUUUAAAAAACCCAAAGGCUCUUUUAAGAGCCACUUCCAUAAUUUUUAAAAUGGCUAAACACUUUAAACAAAAGUUAAUGAAGCCGGGCGGUGGUGGCUCAUUCCUUUAAUCCCAGCACUCGGGAGGCAGGCAGAUUCCGUGAGUUCGAGGCCAACUUGGUCUACAGAGCAAGUUCCAGGGCAGGCUCCAAAGCCACAAAGAACCCAGUCUCAAAAAACAAAACAAAAAGUUAACGAGGUAGACAGUCGCUUUAUGUGGAUCGGUCUUCUAGCCCCUAGAGUUAAAAGGUUUGGAGGUACCUAUUUACAGAUUUGGUCGUGUAUUUUAUGAUAAUUUCUCAUUAUCAUAAAGGUCAUCAUAGGCGUAUUUCAUUCUAGAAACGCCCCCAUAUCAAGGAAGAAAGUAGAGAUGAGUUCACCAUUAAUCAGUGUCCAGACUGUCAAACCACCACUAUGAGCCCAGAUGAUUGGGAGUCAAGCUAAAGAUUAUACUUGUUUAAAUUGAGUUUAACUUUUAGGAUUUCGUGGGAGAUGAAUGGAAAAGAGCAGCAAGCAGUCUCAAGAACAUUGGAAGUUUUUGCAAUGUAUCAAUAAAGAUCAAUUUUGUUCCAUUUUAUAGAAUGAUUUAAUAC
This is a messenger RNA of Myodes glareolus (Bank vole), 2994 nucleotides long. RefSeq names its product H1.6 linker histone, cluster member (gene H1-6). Gene Ontology annotation, molecular function: structural constituent of chromatin; DNA binding. Lineage: Eukaryota; Metazoa; Chordata; Mammalia; Rodentia; Cricetidae. Gene Ontology annotation, cellular component: nucleosome. The record is from RefSeq and is a predicted model, not a curated record. Gene Ontology annotation, biological process: nucleosome assembly.